AUGGCGUUUCUCUUCCUUCUAGACGGAUGCACAAGAAAAGGAAGGACAAAAUGCCACUUGUGCCCGGUGGACCUGACCAUAGUGCCGUGUGGCUACGGUGGGGAAGGGUAUCGGUUGCGGAAGACAUUUGGCUGGGUUGAGAAACUGUCGCAUGUGCUUCAGGCGUUCAAUACCAAUAUCGGGUUGUACAAGGCAACGCAUUCCGGCGUGACUGGCGAUUCAACUUUGUCGCAAUCAGGUAUGAUGUUUGUGAGCAUGCUCCCUUCCAAGGUGGCCAUGGUGACCGCAAAGGUGGUGCUCAAACCGACUUCAGGACUGGGAGUUGAUCUCUCGGAUUUCCUGAAGGACAUGCAAGAUGAGUUGGUCGAUGAGCUGGUCGACCGUAUUCUCGGCGAGGACGCCCUCUUUCGUGUUGUAUCGGGUGAGGAGGACAUCGGUGCCAACAUGCAAACGGAAACAAUGGCCUCGCAUGCAGCGCUGAAGACAUUCAUGGACAAAAAACAACGUGAAAGGCGAAAAACGCCAGGGAUGGUGAUGCUACGUGAAAGGAAAAAAAUGAAGCGCUUAUCCGACGGGAGCGGGGGGAUGGUGUGGGUUAGGAACAAAAACGUUCAAGGGGGACGUUCAGAGAGGCGUCCGUUGCACAAGUUCGUGAAGCAUCCAGAGAGCCAGAAGGCGAAUGAAAGGGAAUGCGUCGCAGACUCUGGCCUCACCACGGUGGGCAAAAAGAAACCGAUGACAGGCAUCGAAUUGCAACGCGUGUAG
Molecule: messenger RNA, 765 nt
Organism: Ectocarpus sp. CCAP 1310/34
Lineage: Eukaryota; Phaeophyceae; Ectocarpales; Ectocarpaceae
Source: the annotation of a GenBank genome assembly